CCCCAACACGGGCGGCAAUUUGUGCUCUCACACACGUGGUGUUGCUUUUAGGCGUCAAUCAAUUGAAGUACAGAAUUUUAAUGUAGCGUUUGCCAUGGACAAACUAUUGACUAGUUGUCCUCAAUGUCGAGAGCCUUAUUCUAUCCGCUUACCGUCGACCCGAUACUAUAGUCGAUGCGGGUUGCCCCUGACAUUGCAGUGUGGACAUGGUGUUUGUUACCACUGUGUUGUAUCAAAAAGAUCAAAUCAAAAGCAUGGCACAAUUGUUACCAAGCAUGACCCUAAUACCACCACAAUUAGCUGUGCAAUCUGCAAUGUUGUCUCAACCAUUUCCCAUGAAGCAGUAAGAAAUGUUAAGGCAUUGAUUAAUUGCUACCAGCUGGGUCUCAUUCAGCUGGAGGAGCUCGAACUUCAAGUGGCUGAAGAAAACAUUUGCUUUAAAGAUGGAAGUGAUGGCUUGUUUGUUCCCAGUAGUCCCUCGCCUACUCUUGAAAGACAACGGUUUAUUACAUUAGAAAAAUGUUCCACUCACAGUUUCGCAAUGGAAUUUUGGUGCUAUGAAGAUGAAGUUCCAUUGUGUAAAGGUUGCAGGAUGUCUAAUCAUCUUCAACAUGAUGUUGUCAAAAUGAUAGAUAGAAACAAAGAUGAAAUGGACACGUUCUAUUCCAUAGCUGACGCAACGGUACAGCUGGUCGACGACAUGAAGAAAACUUGCAAUGAAAUUAAGGAACAAACCAACCGUGUCCAAUCAGAAUAUGACGUCGCCAUUAAAGAGAUGAGAAGACAUUUCAACGACUUGCAUGCAAUUCUAGCUGCUCGUGAGCAACAGGUCCAGGAUCAGUUAUUUAGAGCAUUCCAAGAAUGCACUAGUCCUCUAAAAAGCGUUGAACGACAUUUAUGCGAUGCAUCUCAGGAUGUUAGUUUUCAAUUGCAAAAGGCAGCCACUGCUGUCAACAACCAUACCCCGCCGAGUCGAUCAUCCAUCACACGAUGGACGGAAUCAAUUCGACAGUUUAAUAUCUACGAAACUAUUAUCAAAGAGACACUGGCUAAUAUAAACACAGUGACUUUUUCUACGAUGAUGGAACCGAUUCCAGAAUAUGCCGAUCAUCUUCUCCAUGAUUCAGUGGCUUCCAUCAGUUCCGUCAGUGAUGGCUUCACCUUCUGGACCCAACUUCAAAAUCAAUAUGGCGAUCUUAGGCAAAAGACAAACAAACAGCUAGUGGACAAUUUGAAUUCAAAGUCUCCGUGCGAGCAAACAGAAAAUAAAAAGGCCAGGAAACAUCCGCAUGUAAUAUCACCGUCGAUAGCAGCUAACCGACAGUACGACGUUGGAACCAAUUUAACUGGCCGUGUCGUCCAUGUCGAUGUACAACGCUUCUACGUUCAUGUACUAAGUGGUUCAUGUUCUCAAGACGCUAUUAGUGAACUGGACCAGCUACAUACCCGACUUCAAAUGUGUGACAGGAAUCCCGCGCCUGGAUUGCAUGUGCUGCACACGGGCCAACUGGUGGCUGGACUGUUCCAGGGAAUGUGGUACCGUGCCCUUAUUGAAGAGAUUAAUCUCAAAUGCAAUGAUAUAGUCAUCUUUUUCGUUGACUACGGUAAUCGGGAGCUGACAAGCGUUCAGUCCAUUCGGGUGUUGAGCGAUGACAUGAUAAACUUGCCGGCUCAAGCUAUACGUUGUGCGCUACCUAAAAACACGGCCAUGUCAGAAAUCGCCGAAAUAAAAGAAACCCAACACAUUCACAUGCAAGUUGAUCGCGUGGAACAUGGCAGAGUAGGUCGGCUUGAUGGACAGGAACUCACCUUGUGGAUCACACUGCUUAAACCACCAGAAUGCCAAAAUGACAGUACGGUAAAUUCCCAAGAGAAUCCAGUGGAUCCAUUUAUAGCCUGGCCACAAUCGAAACUCCACAAAAUUCGAACUAUUCCUACUCCACCUCCACCGGAGGCCAUGGGUACCAAAAGGAAACGAUUUCCUGCCAAGGAUUGGGUACCCACGGUAGUGAAUCCUUCUACUAAAUCACGAUCCACAAUGUCUACGAAAUCAGAAGAUGUGCCAAUGCCCAUCGUCUUACCAAUAGCCCUGAACCAAGGCCAAGAAAACCGUCACCGUACGAAGAUAAUUACAAGUCAUUUGAAUUCAGCUGGAGAUUUCUACGUCCGGGUCGAAUCAGCUCAAAAGACCUACCUCAAUUUAAUUCAGCAACUCGAUAGCCAUUUUUCCAUGAGCUCUGAAUUGCUAGAGGAGCUGGCACCAGUUGGACAAGUGUGCGCUAUUAAGUUGGACGGCCAAUGGAAUCGUUGUCGAAUUAUCGGAAUAGUGGACGAUAAAACUGUAUCUGUCCACUUGAUGGACGUUGGUAAAAGAGUAAAUUCCACCGAACUCUAUCGACUGGAACAACCACGAUGGAUGGCGACGCCAGUGCUGGCUUUACAUUGCCGUUUGUGGGGUAUCCGUCCAGCUGGACACGCGACCAAGUGGUCAGGAUCUUCAUUCGAUAAGAUGAAAGAAGCAAUCAAGAUGAGCAGUGCUCUCUUUGUGCAAGUUUAUUUUAUCCAGGAAGAAGAAAUCGAAGACAGUGGCAUAUUUGCAUCUGUUCAUUACGUCCGUUUCUAUUACGAAUACAUCCAGCCAGGUGGACCCAUGGAAUUCGAUCAGACAUUGACGUGUUGUCUUAACGAUCAGUUACUGGAACACGGACUAGCACUCAGGGAUCCGAUGCCGGUCACUGUCCAGCCUUCACCUAAAUGUUGGCUGCCUAGUGUCUCUUUACCACCCGUAUUAGAAAAUGCCAUGCCCAUUUGGUUGGAUGAUGAAGGGUUCAUCUAUUUGCAUCGACCUUCUGGCCCGACUAAUCACAUGUCAGUCAUCAAGAAAUUGCUCCAAUGGCAUUACGAUAAAUCAACACCCACUGCGGACGAUUUGACUCAUUGGAUCAAAGAUGAACCAUGCGUUGUCUUGUACACCGAUAUGAAAUGGUAUAGAGCAAUCGUUCAAUCGUGUGAUGAUGAGAAGCAAACGGCUUCAGUCUUUUUCGUUGAUUAUGGCAAUUCUCAACUGGAUGUCCCUUACACGAACAUGAGGAAAUCAUUGCUGUGCUACGAAUAUCCAAUUCAAGCCACUAGAUGUCGUUUGGCCAGGUUUCCUGCACCCGGUGUCAAACCAGACGAAGAGCAAUUGGCCACAUUGCACGAAUUACUCGUUGAUAAACGAAUCACAGUCACGGUGACAAACAAAUCGAUGGGAGGCGUAGAGCCGGUGGUUGAAAUUCAAUAUACCGAAACUGGAAGUCGAGUUUUAGAUGAGAUUUUUGAUCUCUUGACGUCCGGAUAUAGAGAUAAAUCACCUUCAUGCGAAAUCGAUGUUGUCCAAACAUCAUUACCGCCUUCGCUAGCGUCUAGUGCAGCACCUACUCCGGAGCCAACUGUGCCCCUUAGCAGCGUUGAUCAAGACGAUUCCAUUUUUGAUGUGGCUUCUUCUGAGUUCUCUGACGACGUUUAUCCCAUUUUCAAUUUUGAUUUUCUUAACAGUCUCGAAUUUCAAGAGAUGGACCUUUAUCGACCAUUAAUCGUGCCCAGUCGUGUUUCCUUACCUGUUUGCAUUCUUUCCAUCGUCGAUUCAGAGGACUUUCGUGCAGUCAUACAACCGACACGACACUGGUUGAAAGACAGUCCGUCUCAAUGGCAGGCACAGGUGGACGGUUUUGGCCGUCUUCAAACAGAACUUCAGCGUGCCGCGCCCCUUUUCCCAGAUAUUGAUGUCGGAGAAUCAAAGAGUCCAUGUGCUUGCAAGUACUCGGAAAACAAUUGCUGGUACAGGGGGAAACUUGCCGGUUAUGUUGACGAUGAACUGAGUAUCGUCAAAGUAGAAUUGGUGGACAUUGGCAUCACUUUGGAUGUACGAAGCUGUCAUGUCAAACAAUUGCCAACAGAAUACCUUAGUCUACCGCGUCAUUCGACAACAUCCAGAUUGGUUGAUUCCGCCGUCUCCCCAUUAUAUCCACCCAGUCUGGACCAUUUACGGGCUUCUAUGAAAAAGAACAGGCAAUUUACUGCUUUUUUCAAAGAGGUUAAUCAGCCACAUCAAAUGACGUUAUUUUACAGAGAUAAAAACGGUAAAAAUAUUCCAGCCAUCGAAUAAAAGAAAAGAGAGUAUUUUAUGUGAGUUACCUUUUGCGAGAUGUUUGGGGAAGCAGAAAAUUAUGGUGAAUUUUUGUUUUGUUAUAUUCCCACAAAUAUUUUAACCAAGAUAAAGAUCAAGAGUAAUGGUUUUGCUCAUUUUUGUUCUUUUCCUGCAAAUCCCUGAUCGUUUUCGGCAUGAAGAACGAAAUACAGAUCAAGAAACCACAAUAACAAAAGUGUUACUGUGAUUGGUCAGUGUGGUGAAAAAUCAUUUUAAAUAUUCCAACUGUCAGAGACUUUGUGGGUUC
Daphnia carinata is the source of this 4436-nucleotide messenger RNA. RefSeq lists its product as uncharacterized. Bases 95 to 4147 code for a protein of 1350 amino acids. The record is from RefSeq and is a predicted model, not a curated record. NCBI's taxonomy places the organism in Eukaryota, Metazoa, Arthropoda, Branchiopoda, Diplostraca, Daphniidae. Gene Ontology annotation, molecular function: zinc ion binding. The transcript is spliced from 12 exons. Gene Ontology annotation, biological process: spermatogenesis.